Trichomonas vaginalis G3 is the source of this 351-nucleotide messenger RNA. RefSeq names its product Poxvirus D5 protein-like family. The record is from RefSeq and is a predicted model, not a curated record. Lineage: Eukaryota; Parabasalia; Trichomonadida; Trichomonadidae. The coding region runs from base 1 to 351 and encodes 116 amino acids. The transcript has a single exon.
AUGCAAGAUACAGAAUAUUUUGACGACUUAGCAGAAACUUUGACAUCUGACUUUUACAACCACUUGUUCUCAUAUUUCAUGACAUUAGAUAUUUCUAAGUUCAAUCCAAGACAAAUUCCACAUACCGAAGAAAGACAAACAUUGUUAGAAGCAAACAAGAGUGUAUAUGAACUGUUUAUAGAUGAGACUAACUUUGAGUGUUUAGAUGAAAGGUCAUUGUACGAUUCGUAUAAACAAUAUUGUCAAGAAUAUGGUUAUAUGACAGCGUCUAAACGAACAUUCUUGGCAAAUGUCAAAAGUCUUUUAGAUGUUCAGAACGGCGUAUAUACAAAGAAAAAUUUUUCUGAGUAA